Hypoxylon trugodes is the source of this 2221-nucleotide messenger RNA. RefSeq names its product peptidase S8/S53 domain-containing protein. Lineage: Eukaryota; Fungi; Ascomycota; Sordariomycetes; Xylariales; Hypoxylaceae. The transcript has 2 exons. Gene Ontology annotation, molecular function: serine-type endopeptidase activity. The record is from RefSeq and is a predicted model, not a curated record. The coding region runs from base 391 to 1980 and encodes 529 amino acids. Gene Ontology annotation, biological process: proteolysis.
AGGCAACCAUUGUGUUUAGUCAGUCAGUAGGUACCUUGUUAGCUUAGUGCCGUUACUGCAUUACUGGGGGAUUACUGGUCAGUGGCUGCUGCCUUUUAUCUCUGCCCGCUUUCGCUCAACAGAGCUUCCUUCUCUUCUUCCUCUUCCUCUUCCUUCCUCCCUCAUCUCUUGAUCAUCCCAUCUAUCAUCAAUCACAAAGUAAUAUCAUCUUUGCGGCAAUUACCUCCGAGGCAUCAUUUACUUGAUCUCUCGCCGUGUUUUCCGUUUCUUCUAAUUGUGUUUCUCGGUUCCUUUUUGAGUCGCAGGUAGACUUAUCGUUCCCUAGCGCAAUCCUCAGUAUUGCCUCGUUAUCAGACUGCUUCCAUCCAUUAUCCAUCCUAAACCAUCAAUAUGAGGGGGGGCAUUUUCGUCCUCGCUCUAGCCUACGCUGCUUCUGCGGCGCCCUCGUUUAGCUACGAGACCAUCCACGAUGGAGCCGCUCCCGUCAUCUCGUCCUCUACUGCUGAAGAGGUUCCCAACUCUUACAUCAUCAAGUUCAAGAAGCAUGUGACCGAUUCCUCAGCCUCUGAUCACCACUCGUGGGUUCAGAAGCUUCACAGCGACCGCGAAGAUGAGCGAUUAGAGCUCCGAAAGCGAGGUCAAAUUCCUCUGGUCGGCGAGGUUGUUGACUCCUUUAGGGGAUUGAAGCACACCUUGAAGAUCGGUACCGAGUUCCUUGGAUACUCUGGUCAUUUUGAUGACAACACCAUCGAGGAGGUUCGAAGACAUCCUGAUGUUGAAUUCAUCGAAAAAGACUCCGUUGUCCACACCAUGGCUGAGGACGAACCGGACCUAGAGAAGAACGCCCCUUGGGGUUUGGCCCGAAUCUCCCACCGUAAACAACUCUCUUUCGGUACAUACAACAAAUAUCUAUAUGCCGCCGACGGUGGUGAGGGUGUUGACGUCUACGUCAUUGACACUGGUACCAACAUCGAGCACGUUGACUUUGAGGGACGUGCUUCUUGGGGCAAGACCAUUCCCCAGGGAGACGAGGAUGUUGACGGCAACGGUCACGGUACCCACUGCUCUGGCACUAUUGCUGGUAAGAAGUAUGGUGUUGCCAAGAAGGCCAAUGUAUACGCUGUUAAGGUUCUCCGAUCUAACGGAUCUGGUUCUAUGUCCGAUGUUAUGAAGGGUGUUGAGUGGGCUGCCGAGCAGCACAUUGAGCAGGUUGCCAAGGCUAAGAAGGGCUCCCGCAAGGGCUUCAAGGGCUCAACCGCCAACAUGUCUCUAGGUGGUGGCAAGUCUCCAUCUUUGGAUCAGGCUGUUAACGCUGCCGUCUCCGCUGGUCUCCACUUCGCUGUUGCUGCUGGUAACGAUAACGCUGAUGCGUGCAAGUACUCGCCCGCUGCUGCUGAGAAAGCCAUCACUGUCGGUGCCAGCGCUCUGGAUGAUAGCCGUGCUUACUUCUCCAACUGGGGCAAGUGUGUUGACAUCUUCGGCCCUGGUCUUAGCAUCCAGUCGACCUGGAUUGGUAGCAAGACUGCCAUCAACACCAUCUCCGGUACCUCUAUGGCCUCCCCCCACAUCUGCGGUCUAACUGCCUACUUCCUUUCUCUCCAACCCAGCAAGGACUCCGAGUACGGUCUUGCCGAUAUCACUCCUGAGAAGUUGAAGUCCAACAUUGUCACCAUCGCCACCAAGGAUGCUCUCUCCGACAUCCCCAAGGACACCCCCAACCUGCUGGCCUGGAACGGUGGUGGUUUCCACAACUACUCCCAGAUCGUCGAGGAGGGUGGCUACGUAGCUGAAGCCCCCGCCGAUGCUUCCUUGUCCAUCGAUGAGCUUGAGAAGGCCAUCGAGCACGACUUGAACGUUGUCUCUGGCACUGUUGUUAAGGGUGUUUCUUCGCUCUCCGGUAAGGCCGAGGAGCUUUCUAACAAGAUCCACGAGGUCGUUGAGGAAGAACUCCGAGAAUUCUUCGACGAGAUCCGCGCAUAAAUUAUCGCGAGACGUAAAGGUCUACACUUGUAACUAGUAGAUUUUCCAGACGUGAUGAUAAUUAGGCGUCUGGUAAGUUUCCAUUGGAGCAUAGACUCAUUGAAUGGCAGUUAUUGGGCAUUCGGUCAGCUGGCCAAUCUAUACUUGUACACGCAGGAAUGGUUUUUGUUUUGGUAGCAUGGUAACGUUUCAUUAGGCCUGUCCGGUUAUGGUCGAAUAUCAGAUAUCUCAUUGCCGUCAA